CAGAUGGGAACCUCGAGGGGCUGCUCUCGGCAUGGGGGAGCCGGAGCCAGAGCAGAUCCGUCUGAAGUGUGUCCGUAAAGAAGGCUUCUUCACGGUGCCUCCGGAGCACAGGCUGGGACGGUGCCGGAGCGUGAAGGAGUUUGAGAAGCUGAAUCGCAUUGGGGAAGGCACCUAUGGCAUUGUAUAUCGGGCGCGGGAUACCCACACAGAUGAGAUUGUCGCCCUGAAGAAAGUGCGGAUGGACAAGGAAAAGGAUGGGGUCCCCAUCAGCAGUCUUCGAGAGAUCACACUGCUGCUUCGCCUCCGCCAUCCCAACAUUGUGGAGCUGAAGGAGGUGGUUGUGGGGAACCACCUGGAGAGCAUCUUCCUGGUGAUGGGCUACUGUGAGCAAGACCUGGCCAGCCUUCUGGAGAACAUGCCAACACCCUUCUCUGAGGCCCAGGUCAAGUGCAUCGUGCUGCAGGUGCUCCGGGGCCUCCAGUACCUGCACCGGAACUUCAUCAUCCACAGGGAUCUGAAGGUUUCUAACUUGCUCAUGACAGAUAAGGGCUGCGUGAAGACAGCGGAUUUUGGUCUGGCCCGGGCCUAUGGCAUCCCAGUGAAGCCAAUGACUCCCAAGGUGGUCACACUCUGGUACCGAGCCCCUGAACUGCUGCUGGGAACCACCACGCAGACCACCAGCAUCGACAUGUGGGCGGUGGGCUGCAUCCUGGCUGAACUGCUGGCCCAUAAGCCCCUUCUCCCCGGCACUUCCGAGAUCCACCAGGUGGACCUGAUCGUGCAGCUGCUGGGGACCCCCAGUGAGAACAUCUGGCCGGGCUUCUCUCAGCUGCCGCUGGCCAGCCAGUACAGCCUGCGGAAGCAGCCCUACAACAACCUGAAACAUAAGUUCCCGUGGCUCUCGGAGGCCGGCCUGCGCCUGAUGAACCUCCUCUUCAUGUACGACCCUAAGAAAAGGGCUACAGCCGGUGACUGCCUGGAGAGCUCCUACUUCAAGGAGAAGCCCCUGCCGUGCGAGCCGGAGCUCAUGCCCACCUUCCCCCACCACCGUAACAAGCGUGCCACCCCAGCCACAUCCUUGGGCACUGAGAGCCAGAGCCGGCGCUGCAGACCCUGAUGGGUGGAGGCACUCCAGCUGAGUAUGCUGCCUCCUGUGCCCCUGCCCACCUCUGCCCCGGGACAGCAGAGUGUGGACCUUGGGGGUGAUGCCAGUGGUACACUCUGAGGGCCCAGCCACCCAGAGGCCGGCCCACUGGACUGUGACGCCACGCUGUGGCUGGGCUGGGUCCCACCUGUGGCCAGGCUUCAGAUCCUUGGUUCCCAGGAGGAAAUCUGGCUGAGCCCGUCUUUAACGGGUGUUGCUGGCUUGGGACAAGCAGACCUCAGACCUCGUAUGGUCACUUUUGUCCCCAGUUGCUCCCCAGGAUCUGCCUGGAAUGGAGAGGCCAAGGUGACCCCCCUGGUGGGGCUGGGGGGACUCGGAGAGGGGAGGAGGGAUGGAGAUGUAGACUGAGUCUGAGCUGCUCUGAGACCCUUAGAGUGAGAACCUUGCGUUGUGCCCUGUGCCCACUCCCCCCUUCUGAGGCCCAUGGG
Budorcas taxicolor (takin) is the source of this 1593-nucleotide messenger RNA. RefSeq names its product cyclin dependent kinase 10 (gene CDK10). Gene Ontology annotation, cellular component: nucleus. Gene Ontology annotation, molecular function: cyclin-dependent protein serine/threonine kinase activity; ATP binding. The transcript is spliced from 13 exons. Gene Ontology annotation, biological process: protein phosphorylation; regulation of mitotic cell cycle. The record is from RefSeq and is a predicted model, not a curated record. Bases 32 to 1117 code for a protein of 361 amino acids. Lineage: Eukaryota; Metazoa; Chordata; Mammalia; Artiodactyla; Bovidae.